Molecule: messenger RNA, 658 nt
Organism: Rosa rugosa (rugosa rose)
Lineage: Eukaryota; Viridiplantae; Streptophyta; Magnoliopsida; Rosales; Rosaceae
Product: citrate synthase 3, peroxisomal-like
Exons: 6
Coding region: 91-519 (142 amino acids)
Biological process (GO): carbohydrate metabolic process; tricarboxylic acid cycle
Cellular component (GO): mitochondrial matrix
Source: RefSeq, a predicted model, not a curated record
AACUAUUGCAGCAGUAGCUUAUUUGAGAUUGGCAGGAAGACCCAAGUUCUCCCAUCUAACAACUUUUCUUAUUCCGAGAACUUCUUAUACAUGCUAGACUCCUUGGGCAAUAGAGCUUAUAAACCAAAUUCCCGCCUCGCCCAAGUAUUGGACAUUCUCUUCAUACUCCACGCUGAACAUGAGAUGAAUUGCUCAACGGCUGCUGCUCGGCAUCUGGCGUCAAGUGGUGUGGAUGUUUACACUGCCCUUUCUGGAGCUGUUGGAGCUCUAUAUGGUCCCCUUCAUGGUGGAGCAAAUGAGGCUGUGCUUAAGAUGCUAAGUGAAAUUGGAUCUGUUGAGAACAUUCCAGAGUUCAUUGAGGGUGUGAAGAGCAGGGCAAUGGGAUUUCCAACGGAGUUCUUCCCAGUUUUAUUUGCAAUCCCUAGAAUGGCUGGUUACUUGGCACACUGGAGAGAAUCCAUGGAUGCCCAAGCAGGUUUCAUGCAGGGCUGUUCAAAAGCACAAAUCAUGGAUCAGUGAAUGAAGAAGAAGCUGAUAGAAUUGUAUAACUUCCUGGGCAACCCAAGGUCUCAUUCCAACUGUUUUCGGGUGUAACUCUUAAUUUCAACAAGAAACUUAGUAGUUUUAGGUAUUUUGAUGCUUGUAAUUUUGCCAAACC